Molecule: messenger RNA, 522 nt
Organism: Lactuca saligna
Lineage: Eukaryota; Viridiplantae; Streptophyta; Magnoliopsida; Asterales; Asteraceae
Source: the annotation of a GenBank genome assembly
AUGGCGAAUGAUCUUCAAUAUGCCGCUACUCAGGUUGCUCCCUACUUGCUGGCAGUUGCUGGUCGUCUUUGUUACAUCGGGGCUUAUUUAGCAGAGUUGGCUGCUGUUAAAUCCGAGCAUAACGAGCUUGUGGAGAAGGUCCAAAAUUUGGAAUCAGAGAAAGAAGCAUUUGUGGAGCGUUUGGAACUACGAGACGAUCAAUUCACCUCUAAGGUCUCGAGGAGGAAAAGCUUGGAGGUUGAUUUAGCGUUGGUUCUCCAGAAGGGAGUGGUUCGGGUGGUGGAUCGUGUUAUUAAGAGCAGUGAAUUCGCGCUUAGGAUUCGUCGAGUGAAGGCGGCGUAUGUGGCUGCUAGUGUUGAGAAGGGAAAGCAGGUGGCAUGCACGCAGUCGGUUGGUAAUAGCCCUGGCUCGUCUAAUCCGGACACUGUGGCACAAUCUAUUGAUACAAUGCAUGCUGCAAUUAGGGCUUUUGCCGAGACGGAUUUCAUGUCCUACCUCCAUUUCGGUGCUCGACCUUCCUGA